Molecule: messenger RNA, 2003 nt
Organism: Sander lucioperca (pikeperch)
Lineage: Eukaryota; Metazoa; Chordata; Actinopteri; Perciformes; Percidae
Gene: slc22a15
Product: solute carrier family 22 member 15
Exons: 13
Coding region: 122-1615 (497 amino acids)
Biological process (GO): transmembrane transport
Cellular component (GO): membrane
Molecular function (GO): transmembrane transporter activity
Source: RefSeq, a predicted model, not a curated record
AGAAAAAAAAGAAAAGUAGAGCGAAGCCGGAAGUGAGCGCAGAUGGCUCUCUUACGUCUCUUUCCUCUCUGGCGGGGAUGCUAGUGAGACAGAGAGCUGCCGCCAGGCUGCCAUACCUGGGAUGGAUUUAGAAGAAGCUUUUCAAGUUGUCGGCGAGUUUGGACCCUACCAGAAGCGGGCCGUGGCUGUCCUUGUUCUGACACAGGUGUACAUGGCCUGUCAGUCAAUGCUGAUCGUUCUGGUUGGAUCUACGCCCGAGUACCGCAUCGAUCAGCAGGACGGCGUCCCUUCCAGCCAGCAGGAGCUCAUCCAGCGCGUCACCUUUACCGAGGACAUCGACUCCAUCGUGACCGAGUGGUUCCUCAUCAAGCAUCAGGCCUAUAAGGUCAGUCUAGCCGGGUCGCUGUUCUUCGCCGGGCUUCUGAUCGGGAACGUCGUCUUUGGGCCGCUCUCCGAUAGGAUCGGAAGGAGACCCGUUUACUUGACAGGUCUGUUUUUUGAGGUGAUUUUCGGUUAUUUGACCGCGGUGGCGCCCAGCUAUGAGGUCUUCGCCGUGUCUCGUCUCCUGGUCGGCCUGAUGAACGGCGGCAUCGGCCUCGUCUGCUUCGUUCUCACUCAGGAGUACGUGGGCAAGUCCUACUGGGCCAUGACCGGGACGUUGACCAGCAUGAGUUUUGCGAUCGGCAUCGCCCUGUUUGGAGCUCUGGGAUACUUCAUCCGGCCGUGGAGGAACCUGGCAACCGUGGCUAACUCGUCCGGUGUCCUGUUCUUCCUGAUGUCUGUAAGUCUUCCAGAGUCUCCUCGCUGGCUGUAUUCUCAGGGUCAGACGGAGCGAGCCGAAGAGGUUCUGCGCUACAUGGCGCUGAGGAACGGUAGAGCUGCCAACAACCUGAUGUUGCAACGCGUGGGUUCUGCUAAAGGCGGGAGCCGUAACAACCGAGCGGGCGUCCUGCAGCUGGUGAUCCAUCCGGUCCUCCGUCUGAGGACCAUGGUGCUCAUGUAUGUCUGGUAUGCAUGCAGUCUGGUGUACUACGGUCUGACUCUGGGGGCCAGUGAGACGUCCGGUAGCCGUUAUCUUAACGUAGCAAUGUACGGCCUGGUGGAGCUGCCCGCCUACCCGCUCUGCAUGUACUUCAUCAACAAAGACUGGGCUGGCAGGAGGAAAAGCAUGGCCAGUUUCCUGUGUCUGGCUGGCUCCGCCUGCCUCUGCACCAUGUUCAUCCCCGAAAACUCAGGCACCGUGCUGAGCGUGACGUCGUUUGCACUAGUGGGCAAACUGAUGGUCAGUGCAGCGUUCAACAUCGCCUACGUCUACACCUCUGAACUCUACCCAACAGUUGUCAGGAACGCGGGACUGGGAGUUUGUUCCAUGUCGUGCAGAGUCGGAGGAAUCCUGGCACCGUUUGUUCCUUCCAUGCGGGCGGUCCACACCUCCAUGCCCUUCACGGUGUUCUGUCUGAGCGGUCUGUCCGCGGGCUGCCUGGGCCUCCUGCUGCCUGAAACUCUCAACGGACCUUCAGCAGAGACUCUGGAGGAGCUGAGCAGCCACAGCCGCGUGCUGGAGAGCAAGGCUCUUUUGUAUGAAGAUAACAAAAAGAAAUCAAACCAGAAAUGAAGACAGAGGCUUCCGGUCUAUAUCUCCAGAGCAGCGUCCUCAUUCCUUAUGGAACUGCUGCCUCGAAACACGGUGAGCGAUGAGCUGUCCCUCUUUAAAUGAACUUGAAGGACCGAUCACCGUGUUUACGUCUGUGAACUAUGACAAACGGGGCGGGGACGUAGAUGCCGACCAACACUCAGGAAGAGGACGCCAUCGACCGACUCGACUGACCUUUCGUAUGUCAUUUUCCAGGAAAGCCACACAGCCGACCCCCUGCCUUUUUAUUUAAUUUUCCUGAAUAUUGUCGUGGUGUCUGUGCCUUAUUUGGAGGUAAAACGGCGGAGAGAGAGACUGAUAUGUGACUUAGACGUAUACAUAUACAUACAACACAUUCCAGAGAUGUCGG